Messenger RNA from Branchiostoma belcheri (Belcher's lancelet), 1906 nucleotides. RefSeq names its product complement C1q tumor necrosis factor-related protein 1-like. The record is from RefSeq and is a predicted model, not a curated record. Lineage: Eukaryota; Metazoa; Chordata; Leptocardii; Amphioxiformes; Branchiostomatidae. The transcript has 3 exons. Gene Ontology annotation, molecular function: protein binding. The coding region runs from base 307 to 1116 and encodes 269 amino acids.
AAUGAGAUGGUCCAGACAAGUUCAGCUGGUAGGCGGGCUGUGUAACAGGAACCACAUGUGGGCUGCAGGCAGGCCUAAAUAGGGGCCCCCAGUCUCUCUCAGCCAGACUGCUGUGGGGUCAUCUGGAAACUACUAGUGGCAUGCCCUGCUGGCAUGCACUUCUAGUAACUUUCUAUUCCUGCUGGAUAUAAAGCUUGGGAAAGCAUCAGUUUACCAAGAAUCCUCGUGUAGUUCUGUAUCCUUGGACAUGCCAAGCUGAUGUGAUAGACUCUUCUGAAAAAAGCUACCACCAGCACCAGUCCCACCAUGACGUCCAUCCUGUACACAAUCCUGAUCAUACCAGCCUGCCUGGCGGUCAGCAUCUAUGGCCAGGGGUCAUAUUCUGGCCAGGGGAAACAUUCAGGCCAAGGGAAACAGUCUGCGGAGGCGCCCGAGAGUGGGCAGUGUGUGAGGUGCUGCCCACAGGACAACCCACCAGGACCUCAGAUCAUCGCUCUGCCUCAACACAUGGCAUCAGAGAAGGGGGAUAAAGGUGACCCCGGCUGGCCUGGUCCUGUGGGUGUGAGGGGACCGACUGGGAGCCAUGGACCGCCUGGCCUGGAGGGAGCUAGAGGACCAAGAGGAGCGCCAGCCCCAAACGCUACUCGACCUCAGGCAGCCUUCUCUGCACUACGGGCAUCUCCUAUGUUUGGGGAUCACAAAUUCCAAACCAUCACCUUUGAACACCAGUUUGUCAACAUAGACCAGCACUUUAACAACGACACAGGCGUGUUUUACUGCAUGAUCCCCGGCAUCUACCAUUUUUCCUACACUGUGCACACGUACAAUGGCUAUGAAUCGUACGUACACCUGAUGAAGAAUGAGGACAAGCAAGUGAUGAACUUUAGUCAGUCCAGUGGACGCAGCAUCAUGCAGACACAAUUUGCACUGCUCCCGCUGGACAAAGGAGACCGUGUGUGGCUCCGACUGGCUGGCAGGAAUACAACUGCCAUCUUCAGUGACAGCAAAGACUUCUACAUCACCUUUAAUGGGUACCUGGCAGUGCCUCAGGACUAUGAACUCAGCAAUAUCAUACCACAGAAGACUGAACCUGACAAAGUUGAUGUACUUGAUUAAGAGCUACAUUUUUGUACUGCAUAUGAACACCAAAUCUACAGUUCUACCAUUGCACAUUGUACCUGCUUUGAUAAGUGUAAAAACUAAAGAAUGGCAAAUUUCAUAGUUUUGUGAAAUGGACCAGAAACUUGAAAGUAAAGACUCAAGUACAUGUUGUCAUAAUUCAACUUCUAAAAAGCUGAAUUUCCGAAGGACCAGAAGACUGAGAGUCACAUACAUACAUAGGGUUUCAAAAAUUGUGUGGUGUUUUACAGGUAUGGAAUAAAAACAAUAAACACUGGUUUGAAAAUUUGCUCAUGUAUAUGAAUGUGAUUUUACAGCAUUUUGAUUUUUCCAUUGAAAAGACAGUAGACUAGAAGCAAGUUUUUGUUGAGCUCAGGAGUGACAAGUCAUUGAAUGCAAUACAUGCCAAUUAUUAAGUGCAACUGCAUACGUGCAAAGCUUCUGUGCUAUGCCAAGCAGGGUCAUACCAGUUGAUUUGUCAGAUAACAGCCCAUAACCUUGGCCAAAGGUUCAACCAGGGCCGUGAUCUUGACUGACGCACACUGUGAUUGGGGGUAGGUGAAGUACCAAGUAGAAGUCUGAAUACCAGGUGUAUGUGGUUACCAAUCCUUGACCUUAUACUUAGCUUCUUUAGACCUUCACAUUUUAUUGAUGGUUCUUUUUACCACUGAUGGAAGCCCGGCUGGUGGUCAUUUACUGCAAGGUUACUUGCCAUCUUUCUUCCAACAACCUGCCAUGAAACUGUGGGAGAAAUAAACUGGUUAACCAUUACCAAAGAGGAUCUCUC